Molecule: messenger RNA, 420 nt
Organism: Penicillium maclennaniae
Lineage: Eukaryota; Fungi; Ascomycota; Eurotiomycetes; Eurotiales; Aspergillaceae
Product: VOC family protein
Exons: 4
Coding region: 1-420 (139 amino acids)
Source: RefSeq, a predicted model, not a curated record
AUGGCAGCAAAUUUUGCAGUCAAGUCUCUAGAUCAUCUGGUUCUCACAGUCCGCUCCAUUCCAGCAACCGUGAAUUUCUACACGACGCAUUUGGGGAUGCGCCACGAGGUCUUUGCCUCACCCGCCGACCCCGCCAUGCAAAGGAGACAUGCUCUUCUCUUCGGCAGCCAAAAAAUCAACCUUCAUCAAUCAGGCAGGGAGUUUGAACCCAAAGCGCACAACGUCAUGCCGGGGAGCGGAGACUUGUGCUUUUUGACUGACACGAAUGUGGAGAAAGUACUGCAAGCUUUUCAAGAAGCAAAGAUUGAGGUCUUAGAGGGAGCCAAGAUCGUGCAUCGAACCGGGGCAGUUGGCAAGCUUAGAAGUGUCUAUGUGAGGGAUCCAGAUGGGAACUUGGUUGAAGUUUCAAACUAUGUAUGA